Alnus glutinosa is the source of this 2481-nucleotide messenger RNA. Its product is annotated as glucomannan 4-beta-mannosyltransferase 2. The record is from RefSeq and is a predicted model, not a curated record. NCBI's taxonomy places the organism in Eukaryota, Viridiplantae, Streptophyta, Magnoliopsida, Fagales, Betulaceae. The transcript is spliced from 9 exons. Gene Ontology annotation, molecular function: mannan synthase activity. Gene Ontology annotation, cellular component: Golgi apparatus. The coding region runs from base 334 to 1962 and encodes 542 amino acids.
CUCUCUCUGUCUGUGUAUCCAUUGCUCAUCUCUCUGUCUCUCUCCGACAAUGCCCCAAUACUGCUCUGUCUCUGCUUAAUUUCGUAGGAAGAAACAGUGAGUAUUGGCCGGCACAGUUUGUGAGAGAGGAGGCCCUCAGAGAGAAGAAAGUUGAUAUUUUUCUGUACUUGCCAUUUCUGGGAAGAUAGAGGUCAGGACGAUCAGUACUACCUACUCUUGUCUGCAUUUCCUUAUAAAUCCAUAUUUUGGGAUUUAUAUAAUAAACCCAAAUUAGAGGGAGAAAGAGAGAGAGAGAGAGAGAGAGAGAGAGGGGGGAUCUUUUGAGAGUGAGAGAUGGCUGAGAUUUCACAGAAGAUAUUUCCGGGAACAUUUCAGGGGGUGAGAGAUGAGCUUGCAGGGCAAAUUGGGAUGAUGUGGGAGCUGAUAAAAGCGCCAUUGAUAGUGCCCCUUCUUAAACUUGGGGUGUACGCUUGCUUGAUCAUGUCGCUGAUGCUCUUCAUGGAGAGGGUCUACAUGGGGAUUGUCAUAAUCCUCGUUAAGCUCUUCUGGAAGAAACCAGAAAAGCGUUACAAAUUCGAGCCAUUACAAGAAGACCUUGAAAUGGGCAGCUCCAAUUUCCCUGUGGUCCUCAUCCAAAUCCCAAUGUUCAAUGAAAGAGAGGUUUACAAGGUCUCCAUCGGAGCGGCAUGCGGACUUUCGUGGCCGUCGGAUCGUCUCGUGAUCCAAGUCCUCGACGAUUCAACUGACCCUGCCGUCAAGCAAAUGGUUGAGACGGAAUGCCAGAGAUGGGCAAGCAAGGGCAUCAACAUAACGUACCAAAUCAGAGAGAACAGGACGGGCUACAAAGCCGGCGCUCUCAAAGAAGGGCUCAAGCGAAGCUACGUCAAACACUGCGAGUACGUAGCCAUUUUUGACGCCGAUUUCCGGCCUGAACCGGACUAUCUCCGGCGAGCCAUCCCCUUCUUGGUCCACAACCCCCAGAUUGCCUUGGUUCAAGGACGCUGGCGAUUUGUGAAUUCUGAUGAGUGCUUGUUGACAAGGAUGCAAGAGAUGUCAUUGGAUUACCAUUUCACAGUUGAGCAAGAAGUUGGUUCUUCAACACACGCCUUCUUUGGUUUCAAUGGGACUGCUGGUGUCUGGAGAAUUGCUGCUAUCAAUGAGGCAGGCGGUUGGAAGGACCGAACAACUGUGGAGGAUAUGGAUCUUGCUGUCCGCGCUAGUCUUAGGGGUUGGAAAUUUUUGUACCUUGGUGACCUCCAGGUGAAAAGUGAACUUCCUAGUACUUUUAACGCCUUCCGUUUCCAGCAGCAUCGGUGGUCUUGUGGUCCUUCUAAUCUGUUCAGGAAAAUGGUGAUGGAAAUCAUUAGAAAUAAGAAAGUAACACUGUGGAAGAAAGUAUAUGUCAUUUACAGUUUCUUCGUCGUUCGGAAGAUUGUAGCCCAUUGGGUCACAUUCAUGUUUUACUGUGUUGUACUUCCCCUGACCAUAUUGGUUCCUGAAGUUCAUGUUCCUAUCUGGGGAGCUGUCUAUAUUCCGUCCGUCAUCACCAUUCUUAAUUCAGUGGGAACUCCAAGGUCAAUUCACUUACUUUUCUACUGGAUUCUUUUUGAGAAUGUGAUGUCUUUGCACCGGACCAAGGCAACAUUCAUCGGUCUGCUAGAAGCUGGGAGAGCCAAUGAGUGGGUUGUCACUGAAAAACUUGGAGAUUCUGCUACCAAAAACAAAGCAGGAGAUGCUUCCAAGAACAAGACAAAUACCAAAGCACCUUCUAAAAGACCACGAUCUAAAUUUACAGAUAGGAUCCAUACAUUGGAACUGGGAUUUGGAGUUUUCCUUUUCUUCUGUGGAUGCUAUGACUUUGUCCACGGGAAGAACAACUACUUUAUAUACCUCUUCCUCCAAACCCUUAGCUUCCUCGUCGCAGGAUUCGGCUACGUUGGCACCAUCAUCCCCAGCUCUUAGUGGCAGUAUGCCUAAGUUAUAUAACAUUAAAUUGGCAUAUUAUCCUAGUGUUUUUCAUGCCAUUUUCGUAUCUUUCUCAUCUGCAACGAAUUAUAUAUAGGGGGGAGGGGGGGGUUCCAUGAGCAACAUGGAUUGCAAUUUGUACUAUUUCAACAUAUUCAAUGAGAGGUCAUUCGUCAUAUUGGGCAAAAAAAAGUUCUUGCCGUGAUUUCAUCGGAAUUUGUCACGGGACUGCUCAAGUGAUCUUGGAAAAUAACAGAAAGAAAAUGGGAAAAUACAUCAUACAGAACCAAGUACAAGGAAGAAGCUGAAACAGCCUAUUGUUUAGACAACAAGGAGAUGAUGUUAUUUAAUUUGUUUGAAUAGAUUGUAAUUGUGAGAUUUUAUUCUUCCUUUUUGGGUUUCCUAUUCGUUAGUUUUCCUUAGUUUUGGUGAAUAAUUUGAUCAAUCAAAAAGGGUGAACUUGUAAUCAAAGUAUUUGUAAUUUUUAAGCCUUUCCUGUGCUGCUUUUGUUCUCAA